GUUGUAUGCUCCAGCAACAAUUGUUUUGCGUGUCAGGUUUCUUUUGUGUUUUUGUGUUUUUUUUCGCCCCGUUUUAACUCAUUUUCUCCGCUCUAUAUAAUUUUGGGGUGCUAAUUCACAAAAUGGCGUCUCCUAGUUCCCGGACUUCUUUUGCACACAAAAAACCACCGCCUCCUCUGGUUCCAGCUCGUCCUGUUAUUGUACCACGCCCCAGUAUGCUGCAGUUUGAGCCCCACGAAGAGCAGCGCAUUUCCAGAUGCAGGUACAUGGUACUGGUUUAUCUCCUCUUCGUGGUCUUACUUUUGCUUGCUUUGGUCCAAUGGGAGGUUGUGUCGUAUUAUAAACCAUUAACCAAUUUCUUUCUGGCCAAGUACUGGCUGAGUGUGUGUUGUAUGCUGAUUUCAGUUCCACUUCUCGCGUUAUUUUUGCUCGUCCGCAAAGCGAGAUAUAUGCCUAUUCUUGGAUGGCUUAUGGUAAUUGGCAUUUGCACAUUUGCCGCUUAUUGUGAUGCGUGGCAAUUCUUGAUAUACUUUACCAUAACUGCAAUGCUCAUAAUGACCUCUCUGCUUAUUGGCUCCUUUAUUCCCUGCGAUUUGACCGCAAAUGUGGCUGUCGUUUUCAUGGUCAGCAUACAGAUAUUUCUAGUGAGCAUAUUUCUGCUGAUGACCUUUAUGAUGAUUGAUUCGGCCGAUGGAUUUUUCUAUCCCUUUGCCGCUCUGGUUUUGGUGAUUGUCUGUAUGUUUACCAUGUACCAUGCCCAAUUGAUCCGAGGUUGGCGGUAUGCGGAACUAUAUACCACCGACGGACUAUUUGCCGUGAUCGUUCUAUUUUGUCAUUUCUGUAUUAUGCUGAUGCUCUUUUGCUAUUUGGAAUGGAAGGAUGUCGACGAAUAUGACGCAGUAAAGGAUAUUGAUGAUCUCUCUGAUGAAAUCACUGAAAAUUACGAUGAAUCUGUAGGUUUUAGAGGCCUGAGUACUGAUGAAUUUAAUGAAGGCGUUAUAAGGCUUUACUGUGCCACAAAACACAACUGUCACUGGAGAUUUUUGGGUCAGGCGUUUUCGGUGACCACUCAGGACGGCAGGCGCCGGCUAAGCCUCCCCGUCGACAUUAUAAUAACAUCCAUCAUUCUGGACCAUAUACAAAUGACAACAACUGCCAAAGUAGCACACAAAUAA
This is a messenger RNA of Drosophila elegans, 1175 nucleotides long. RefSeq lists its product as uncharacterized. Lineage: Eukaryota; Metazoa; Arthropoda; Insecta; Diptera; Drosophilidae. The record is from RefSeq and is a predicted model, not a curated record. Bases 123 to 1175 code for a protein of 350 amino acids. The transcript is spliced from 5 exons.